AUGGCCGGAGAUCGUGUUUCUGCCUUUUUGGCACGUGAGAAAGAAAGCCUGGGUGACCUAACAGAUGAGCUGUUUAAUGGCACAGGAAGCAGUUCAGAUCUUGAUUUUUCUGAAGGCUCAAGAAGAGACGGUUACCUUGUGAAUGAACUUGAAGAAUCAGAAGUGGUCGGUGCGCCGGAUAGUGCUCUUCCAGUGACUGCAGCUGAAUCGACCUUCAGCACUAGUGAUCAACACGUCAACAGGACUUCUCAGAGAAAAACAAGUAGUCCAGCUUCGGUAACUAAGGCACAGGAGAGUGCCAUUCUCGAAUCUUGGAGAGUCAAUUUUGAGGCGGAUAUUAAAGCUCGUGACGAGAAAGAAGCCGCCAAACGUACUGAGCUUGAGGCAAAUGCGAAGAGGGAGUUGGAAACCUGGUACUCUCACUACCGACAGCAGAUGGCGCUGCGAUCGGCGGACAAUCGGAUGGAUGCACCAAGAGAUGCCUCGGGCAAGGCCUACGACGGCUUCUCGGGUCAGGCGCCCUCCGUUCGCGAUACUGCAGUGUGGGAGAGUGUCUGCGGCAUGUGUGACCUGACAGCAAGUUUGACCAAUUCUCAACGUCAAAGCACACCAAGAGUACCCAUGAUCUCUCACGGAUGCGCGGUUUGUUGCUUAACCUUAAGACGCCCUCAUUGGGACAAACCAACUCAGCGUAGCUGA
This is a messenger RNA of Echinococcus granulosus, 699 nucleotides long. RefSeq names its product clathrin light chain. The transcript has 4 exons. The coding region runs from base 1 to 699 and encodes 232 amino acids. The record is from RefSeq and is a predicted model, not a curated record. Gene Ontology annotation, biological process: intracellular protein transport; vesicle-mediated transport. Lineage: Eukaryota; Metazoa; Platyhelminthes; Cestoda; Cyclophyllidea; Taeniidae. Gene Ontology annotation, molecular function: structural molecule activity. Gene Ontology annotation, cellular component: clathrin coat of trans-Golgi network vesicle; clathrin coat of coated pit.